This is a messenger RNA of Anarrhichthys ocellatus (wolf-eel), 980 nucleotides long. RefSeq names its product ceramide synthase-like. The annotation marks the transcript as partial. Gene Ontology annotation, molecular function: sphingosine N-acyltransferase activity. The transcript is spliced from 4 exons. Lineage: Eukaryota; Metazoa; Chordata; Actinopteri; Perciformes; Anarhichadidae. Gene Ontology annotation, biological process: ceramide biosynthetic process; lipid homeostasis. The record is from RefSeq and is a predicted model, not a curated record. Gene Ontology annotation, cellular component: membrane; endoplasmic reticulum.
UCAUUGGCUGACGGACUCCUACAUCCUGUUUGCCACGCCCUACUUCGCCUACGACAUCUACGCCAUGUUCCUGUGCUACUGCCACAGGCUGCAGGUCAAAGGUCACGAGGAGGUGGGCGGAGUCAGGUGGAAGGUAGACGGUUACCUGCGCAGAGAGAAGCUCAUAGUGCUGCAUCACGUCUUCGUGGUGGCCUUCUGCUUCCCCGCCUCGCUGUAUUGGAGGCAGGGUAAAGGUGAUUUCUUUCAGGGCGUGUUGUUUCUUGCUGAGCUCAGCACGCCGUUCGUCUGUCUGGGGAAAGUCCUGAUCCAGUAUGAGCAGCAGCACACUCUGCUGCACAAAGUCAACGGUGUCCUCCUGCUCCUCACCUUCUUCAUCUGUCGGGUGUUGCUCUUCCCUUACCUGUACUUCGCCUACAGCAGGUAUGCGUCCGUCCCGGUGUACUUGGUGCCUCUGGAGGCCCCGUGGCAGUGUAACCUGGGGGCCGCUCUGCUGUGGCCCCUGCAGCUCUACUGGUUCACGCUGAUCUGCAGAGGAGCUCUCCGCUCACGGUCGACGGUUCGAUACCCGACCGAGACUGACUGCUGCCGGGUCUCGGGUCAAGAUGUGAAGAAAUCACCAUGAACACGUUUUAUUAAUGUUUUAUUAAUGUUGUAUUAAUGUGGACUCAGAGAGCAGGUCUCUCUCUCUCUUUAUGAUCACGAUCAACACUCAGGGAUUUAUUGAUCAGGACAAUAAAUCAACUGUAACAAUCUGAUUAUGAAGAUAAAUAUUUAAAUGUUAUAUUUAAAACAGAUUUUUCAUUUUCUGAUUUUUUAUUUGUUCAGCUGAAUAACUGAAAUUAUAGAAAUGAUUGUCCCAUAAUAUUAAUGUUGUUGUAUUUAAUAAUUAAAGUGUAAUUUAACCUUUUAAAUGCAGCUUUGUGUGGAUUAUGUUGUUUUGGAUUUGCUGUUUUUCCUUUUAAUCAUUUGAAUGUAUUUGU